AAAAAAAAAAAAAUGUGUGGAAGUCAUUUAAUGUUGUGAAUCUACCGUUAAAGUUGUUAAAAUUGCUCCCGUUAUUGCAUUAGUUCCAUUCUGUCUACUUUCGACAUGUGUUUUAAAACUGUUUCACACAAGAUUUAAAACUGUUUCAUCAUUUAAAGAUAGAUUUAAGUCAAGAUUUUGCCGAUUUAGGAGCAUUUUAGAUAAAAAGUUACUUAUGUUCGCUAGGAAGUUUCUCUACAAUAGAGCCUUCCUGAGAGGUCUACUGCUUUAAGAUGGCGGCUGUUUACUAACCCAUCUAGUUCUUUAUAUAUGUUGCUAAUGCCACCGUGUCUGUCAUUUGCAUCUAGUUCUAUAAUACGUGAUAUCUACCGUAGCAUCAUGUGGGCAUGGUUUGUAGGCUAUCGGCUACAGUCAGGUAUUAUUGGAGCCACCUAGCAUCGCGUUUCCAACGGCGUCACAACUCCCUUGCCUCCUCCCCACUCCUGCUCUGCUUUCUCGUCUCCGUUAGUCCGUCUCUCUCAGACUUUUCUCACGUCAUUCAACCAACAUAGUAACGCAUAGUAACGCACGCCUUUCCUGCCUCGGUAACGGCAUUGCCAAAAUGAGAAAAGUAAUUCAUUAGAUUACUCAUGACUGAAAAAAAUAACGCCGCUAGUAUCACCGUUUAAAUUCUAACGCCGUUAUUAACAAGACUGGUUACGACCGAUCCAACUUACUCGAUUUCCACUUUACGAUCCUUAAAUGUUGACUUUUAAUUUGUGAUGCAUGCUUUUAUAUUGGCGCAGGGAGCGUAGAAAAAGAAGCGAGCGAAUGUACAGAUGCGCCCACCGCCGCCCACCUCGCACACGCACACACAGACCAGCCGAGUGACAGAGGCGACGGCUGUAUAUAACACCUUUGUAGUGUUUAUUGUGAGCUUUCAAUGGUGUACCGCACGCAACAUGUCACUUUUGCUCAUUAAUAUUCAUGACGUUAGCAUUUGUUGCUAGGCCAGUCAAGCUCCCGUUUGUCCUUAAUGCUAAAUGCAUGGAAAUAGUGUACGAAUUAGAUGUUUACUGAGAUAAACCAACCAAUUCUGUCUGAAAAUGAUGUCCCUGGUGCCAAAUUCACUGGUAAAGAAGUGGAAGAACAUACUAAAGUUCAGUUAAAGAGAUGGCUUGAGUGUCGAGGGCUGAAAAAGAGCCGACCCGAUCCAAAGGUAGCUUUUUUAUCGACACCAUUUUCUUGUGUGUAUUGCCUUACGCCACUGAUAAUGACUUUCUCCUGUUUGAACAAUCCAUCCUUUAUCGCCAUAUGCCCUGUCUUUCUUAUAUAUUAUAUCCUUUGGUUGUCUUGUGUCUAUGAGCGUUCUUGGGGGUCUUUUACAUUGCUAUUUUUCUGUAGCGAUCGCAAAUGCUACUCAGUGACAGCCAAUGAACACUUUUAAUGUUUUCAUUCAUAACAAAUUUUAAUUCUUUAAUUUAUUCACACUUCCCCCUUACUAAAGUUGUUUUUUUACAAGAGUAAAAGGUAACAACAGUGGUAGUCGGAUAUUAUUUUAACUUUUUUCAGGUCAUUCAUUGUCAGACAGAAGCAGCACGGCAAAACGCCACGCUAAAAAAUAAGCAAAUAUAUCAAAAUGGCUUACCUCUUCGUCCUCUGUAGGACCAUGGCCCCCUACAAAAUGUUUACUGCAUAUGAAGGUGAAUGCCUUCACAUUGCUGGCGUUAAACUGGUCUUUUGGACGUCCGCGCAAGUUGUUCCAUUCUUCACAUUUUUUUUCCUUCCAGUUUUUGGGUUCUGGAUACCUAUGAAGAAAAGACCGUUCAUAUGUCGUAAUGUCUAGAGUUGUUUCUACAAGUUCCAUAGCAGAAGUGUUUACUCGACAUCUUCUUUUUUGAAAGAUUACUGGUAGAAAACAGGCAAUAUUAACAUGGAUUGUAUGCGAAGGCGUUUCUAUGAUGACCCACUUCAGAGUUAUGACGGCGACGUCGUGCGGUACGCUAUUGUGGUCGAAUACUUGGGGCGAGUUUAUGUGAUCGUUUUUGAUGAUGUGCGGAUGCUAACUGAUACAUUCUAAUCGUUUGUUAUUGCUGUAUCAGCAGCUACUUGUAAACGCAAAUUUGAAUUGCUGUUAUUGAAGAUGAGACGGAUUUCAUUUUAUUUUAGUUUAAUUCUGCAAGUGUUGAUGUCAAGAGCAGGUGAAUAAAGUCAGCAAACCACAUGGACGUCUGACAUCGUCAUUUCGGUGCUUAGCUCGCUGUGUAGCAAGCACUUAGCUCCGACGUCUUGGCAAGGACAGUACAAUGACUUAUAAUAAAUCCAGGUUACAUCGCCAGCGCAGAAAUGGAACUCGUUCAUAAUCUUUACAAUUUGUAAAUGUUUUAAAUUAAAAACCACAAAAAAUAAAUAAAUGACAAAUAUAUAUAUAUGGCAGAAAACACUGACUUCCACUCUGAGACCCCCAAUUUGGCCAAAUUUCAGAAUUGGAAAGCUUAAAAUCUCAAUUUUCUGGGGGAAGAAAAUUUUUGAACAGCAUGGCAAUUAAAAAAAAAAAAAAAAUUAAACAGCAAAACCCUAACUGGAGGUGAAAGCAUGCGAGAGCAUAAUUAAAGACGUCAUCAUUUUAACAAGCUAUUACCGCGUACUUACCUCUUUUUGAUCCAAAAACUCCAUGUAGCAUGUAUCACUGAGUGUCAAGACACAGCUGUGAAUGGUCACAGCCGGAUUUUGGGGGGAUUUUAUGGGUGUAAAAUGGUGAUAUAACAUGGGUCGCGAUGCAGAAAUAGCAGACAUCAAGGAGUGGUCGAAAUUUUCUAUUCUUUUUACCCUUUUAAACGUUUUUUCCCCCCUACUUUUCUUUGUUUGGAUCUAUUAUUGAUCAUAUAACAUAUCGAGAAAAUGCGACAGUAACAAAAAAUACAAUUAAGCGAUAGUUAUGCGGUAGUUUUUCAUUGUGACAUAAUUUGUUUAAGAUUUUAAAAUAUGCGAGUGAAUAAUUUUUACAGGUCGUUUCUUUUUUUUUUUUUUUUUAAACGAAAUAUUAGACAUCGAUUAAUAAUUGUAGGCUAAAAAUGACAGACAUUUUGAAUGAUAAAUAUAAUUACUUACCUUCCUUUUAAGGCUGGGUUGAAACAAAAGCGGUUGCGUGACGUCUGUAAAAGGGGGUUUCCGGAGUAAAACGGACAAAUUAAAAAUAGUUCGGGGGCUUAAUGCGCCAUGAAUCUGCUAUGGCAGCAUAUAGACGUAUUGUUCUAUCAAACACAAGUUCUUUUGGCUUACAAUACAGCAGUUUAUUUUAAAGAAGGGUGUAAGAGCAGAAACGGCUUUUUCAACAUUGUCUGUGUUUUCCACCAUAUAUAUUUUGUGGCUUUAUUUUUUUAACUUAAAGAACCCAUUCACUUGUUUAACUUUCAAAAAUCCUUUUUUUUAAAGGAGGGGAAAAAAGUCAAUAUUCUCUUAUUUCAAUAAUCCUUGAUCUUUCAUUGAGAACUACAUAAAUGCCAUUUAAGCAAACAACAUGAAAUCAAUGCAUAUGAUUUGAUUUUCUUGGUCCCACACAAAACAACUGCUCUGUUAUGAUGUCAGGAGUCACAGUUGCUGAGACCUCUGGUUCUUUCAUGUGUAACAGUACCGUGAAUAUUACAAUAUUGAGAGAAAACGAGACACUUGUGUGGCGCAUUUUGAAAUUAAAAAAACACCCAAAACUUCACAUUUCUACACUUUUUCCACAUGUUUUCGUGAAAAAAAUAUCUCAAAAUCACAUAUCUAUGAGCACAUCCAUCUAAUUUAAAAUAUAUAUAUAUAUUUAUGUUCAAGUACGUUCAAAUCAAGCUACUGCUACCCUGGGUGCUACCGAAAUGACAUGACACUGCUGUUUAUGUUGUAUGUGACCCUUGACCCGAGUAACGUGUGCAAAAAAACUGCGACGUGAAUUAAUUGAGCGACGGGUUGAAAACACAAUAUGGGUGACAGAAAAUGGUCAGGCUAAGCUGACAAUAACAAAUUGUUUCUUUCCUGUCAAGAAUUUUGUGUGUUUUCAACGUCUGUGUUUUUAGAAGUUUAAGUCAAUUACCUUCAAAUCUUUCAAGUGCUCCCCGAACAUCUGUUAACGUGACGUGUGCAAAAAACCGCUAAAACAAGCCGGAAACGGAUGGAGUCUGUUAACGUGACGUGUGCAAAAAACCCGCUAAAACAAGCGGGGAACUGAUGAAAUAUGGAGGAUAACACCUAACAGCAAUAUAGCAGGUGCAUUCGCGUGAGAGGCGUGCUGUGAAUGUAUUCAUCUGUACCACUCGCCCAUUUUACGGGUCGGAGUUGCCAAAAAUGACACGAAAAGGGGCCGCUCUUAGCCCGGGUGAAGGAGCCUUCCCACGGAGCUCCGCUACACACGCGCAUUCGAACGGGAAAAGACAGAAAAAUGAUUUUUAUUUACUGUACAAGGGGAAAAGAUGGAUAAAAUAUCACAAGUAGAAGUGUGAGGGCGAGUUUUUUCACGGUAUUUGUUCUCAGAUGUUGACUAACGAAGAAUCGGAAAAGCUUUAAAAAGCGCUUUUGACUUGAUGAAAAGCAGUAUGAAGAUGGUUUUAUGAUUUUAAAAAACGAUGUAAAAUGUAAGGGAGUUGCACUUAACCACCCACCCACCCACCCCCUCACGUCCCAGUGGUAGAGCGACACUCACUUACAGAAAGAGAGAGAGAGAGAGAGAGAGAGCGAGAGUAGUUGCGAGCUUGGCUGUGCUUCAGUUUUUCAUCACCCGGGCGGCAGCGCAGCAGCAAGCGAGCAGCCGGCACACAGAACCGAACCGAGCCGCACCGGACCUGGAAUCUGACGAAAAAGCAUCAAGCAGGAGCUUUUUUUUUCUUUUUCGUUUUUACUUGUUUUUGGCGUCCACUCAUCCGAGCAGAACCUCGGACGUGAUGCUGAUGAACGAGUAACCGCUCGAACCGAACCGAGCCGGUCACGACACUCGCAAAAAGUGGACUAAAUUGUGCCAGGAAUAUUCUCUUGUUUGGAUUUCAAGUCCUGUGGAUUUUUUAUUUCAUUUUACCCCCUCCCUCCCGCUUCGAGUUCCGGAGUGGACACCGACCGAGAGCGGAGCCUGUAGCCGGGCUGGAGCGCUCCAAGCUGGGCUACCGCGCGGCGCACACCCGCUCCAGUGCAAUGGCGGCAUUGAGGCGACACUUCCUGCUGUGCCUGGCGGCGGCGCUACUGCGGCGGAGCGCCGCCCUCCCCUCCGACAUCCUCUACCGGGUCCCCGAGGAGCAGCCUCCCAACACGUUGGUGGGCAGUCUGGCGGCGGACCGCGGCCUCCCGGACAGCGGGCACCUGUACAAGCUGGAGGUGGGCUCGCCCUAUCUGCGCGUGGACGGAAAGACGGGCGACAUCUACACCACCGAGAUCCCCAUCGACCGCGAGACCCUCAGGGACUGCCGCAACCUCUUUGAGGACGACAAGUGCUACCUAGAGUUCGAGGUGUCCAUCACCGACAUGGUGAAAGGCAUGGGUUCGGGGCCGCGCCUGAUCGAGGGCCGCAUCGAGGUCCUGGACAUCAACGACAAUACGCCUCAGUUCUCCUCGCCCAUCCUCACCCUUUCCAUUCCGGAGAACACCCACGUGGGCGCCCUGUUCUCCAUCCCCAUGGCCAGCGACCGCGACGCCGGCAACAACGGCGUGGCCGAGUACUCCCUGGGCACGGGACCCGAUGCCGAGCGGCUUUUCGGACUGCAGGUGGCGCUGGACACGGAUGAGAAGCUGCCCCAGUUGGUGGUGAUGGGGAACCUGGACCGCGAAAAGAAGGACUCCUACGACCUGAAUAUCAGGGUGGUGGACGGCGGACGCCCGGCCAGGGCUAGCAGCGCCCUGCUCAGGGUGGUGGUCACCGACCAGAACGACAACGCUCCAAAGUUCGAAAGGACUCACUACGAGGCAGAGUUGGCGGAGAACAGCCCGCUGGGACACUCUGUGCUUCAGGUCCGCGCCAACGACGCCGACACGGGCGCCAACGGCGAGAUCGACUACAGCCUGCACCAGAUGUCGGAAGCGGUCCAGAGACUUCUCCGCAUCGACCGCUCCACAGGAAUCAUCUACGUCAAAGGAAUGGUCGACCGCGAGGAGGAGAACUUCCUCAAAUUCUUUGUGGUGGCAAAAGACCGAGGGCCCAACUCUAAGAGCUCCAAAGUCCUGGUGACCAUCAACGUCCGGGACCAGAACGACAACGCUCCCUCCGUGGAGAUCCGCGGCAUCGGACUGGUGACGCACCAGAACGGCGUCGCCAACAUCUCUGAGGACAUGCCGGCGGGCACGGCGGUGGCGCUGGUCCAAGUGUCGGAUCGCGAUGAGGGGGAGAACGCUGUGGUCACCUGCGUGGUGGCGGGGGACGUCCCCUUCCAGCUGCAACCUUUGAGCGAGUCCAGCAACGACCGUAAAAGGAAGUACUUCCUGCAGACCACCGCUCUGCUGGAUUACGAGCGAAUCCAGGAUUACAGGAUCGACAUCGUGGCGGUAGAUUCCGGCAACCCCGCUUUGUCCAGCACCAACUCCCUGAAAGUGCAUGUCACCGACGUGAACGACAACACGCCCGGCUUCUCGCCGGCCGUGCUGGAGGUGGACUUCGCCGAGGGGAACAGACAGGGCGACACGGUAGUACAGGUGGCGGCGACCGACGCGGAUAGCGGCAGCAACGCCGAGCUGGUCUACAGCAUCGUGGAGCGCUCGGCCACGGCGCUGUUUGAAAUCGAUGCCGUCAGCGGCGAGAUACGGGUCAAGAACCCGCUGGACCGCGAAGAGACGGAGCGUUAUGAGUUCCGCGUGGCGGCGGCCGACAAAGGCGUGCCGAGCAAAACCGGCACGGCGACGGUGGCGAUCAACGUCCUGGACCGCAACGACAACGAUCCCAAGUUCAUGCUGAGCGGCUACAGUUUCUCCGUCAUCGAGAACAUGCCGCCCCUCAACCCCGUGGGGGUGGUGACCGUCACCGACGUGGACAAAGGCGACAACGCCCGCGUCAAGCUCUACGUGGAACCCGACAACGGCAAGUUCGUCAUCCAGAACGGCACGGGGAACAUCUUGUCCAGCAUCUCCUUCGACAGGGAGAAAGAGAGCACCUACACCUUCCGACUAAAGGCGGUGGACGCGGGCGACCCCCCUCGCUCUUCCUACGUGGGUGUGACCAUCAACGUCCUGGACGAGAACGAUAACGCCCCUUACGUGACCAAACCGGCCAACUCGUCCUACAAGUACCUGAGCCCCGGGGCGCCCCUGGAGACCCGCGUGGAGGUAGUGGAAGCCGAGGACAUGGAUUCCGGUCCCAACGCCGAGCUGGACUACGCCAUUGUCGGAGGGAACCCCCACGGACUGUUCCGCAUUUCGCCCACCACAGGGGAGAUCGCCCUGGCGCGGGAAUUUACGGUGAAGCACAACGGGCUGCACCGACUGGUGGUGCGGGUUCAGGACAAAGGCAAGCCGCCCCGCCAGACCACCGCUCUGGUGCACGUCUUCGUCAACGACACCAAAGCCAACGUGUCGCUGAUCGAGGCUCUGGUAUGGCACAGUCUGUACACCCCGCUGGACCGGGACAUCGCGGGGGACCCCGACUACGCCCUGGCGCAACGGAGCAACAUCCUGUACGGGAGCCUGGCCGGGAUCGCCGUCGUCAUUCUGGUCAUCGUGGUCGUGGUGUUGGCCCGCCACCGGCUCCAGAAGGAUGCCAAGAGCGGCUAUCAGGCGGGCAAGAAAGAGAGCAAAGAUCUGUACGCCCCCAAGCAGGGACCUAAAAACUCCAAGGGGAAAAAGAGCAAGAAGGGCAAAGCUCCCAAAGCCGCCAAACCCCUGGAAGAGGACGAGGAGGCCAGUCUCCAGAAGGGCCUCAAGUUCAACCUGAUCGACGAGGCGGUGGGCGACAGCCCGAGGAUACACCUGCCCCUCAACUACCCGCCCGGCAGCCCCGACUUAGGGCGCCACUACCGCUCCAACUCGCCGCUUCCGUCCAUCCAGCUGCAGCCGCAGUCGCCCUCGGCCUCCAAGAAGCACCAGGCGGUGCAGGACCUCCCCGCCGCCAACACCUUUGUAGGCACGGGCGACAACAACUCCACGGGCUCCGACCAAUAUUCGGAUUACAGCUACAAGGCCAACCCGCCCAAAUACAGCAGCAAACAGCUGCCGCACCGCCGAGUGACCUUCUCCACGGCCAACCAGGCGCAGGACCUGCAGGACGCGUCGCAGCACAGCUACUACGACAGCGGGCUGGACGAAUCGGAGACGCCCAGCUCCAAGUCGUCGUCCGGGCCCCGGAUCGGCCCGCUGGCGCUGCCCGAGGACCACUACGAGCGCACCACACCCGACGGCAGCAUAGGCGAAAUGGAGCACCCCGAGAACGAUUUGCGGCCCCUCCCGGACGUGGCCAUGACGGGUAACUGCACGCGCGAGUGCACCGAGUUCGGCCACUCGGACUCGUGCUGGAUGCCCGGCCAGCCGUCGCCCAAUCGCAAGGUGCCCAAGGGCGCCGCCCCCAAGCUGUCUACCUUCGUGCCUUACCAGGAGAGCGCCGAAGCCGCCCGGGACGUGCCGGCGCCGCCCGUGGCCAACGGCAGCCCCAAGCCCAUCCCCAGCGAGGAGCGCGGACCGGGUGGCGGCAGGGUGGCCAACAUGCGCUUCAUGACACCCUACAGCAGUGCCUACCCCCUGGGGGCCGUCGGCCAGACCCCCGCCAAAGACUGCGGCCUGGAGGAGAUCCCACUUAGCCAGGCGGUGGAGUUCCACUCGGCCGCCGCCCCCGCAGGGCACCACGCCUCCAAGAGGGAGAUCUACCUGUGAGCGAGGGCACAACCACCCCUGGUUCCAACUCCGCCCACUGUCGCCCCCCCCCUCCCCGUUGACGCUGCACACCCCCUGAAACACCUCAAUUGGCACCCAAGUACUUACUGGACACUUUACUGUGCCACCCAAACAUCUUGCCGUCACCCUAACCGCCUCACCAAUCACACUUCUUGAAAAAACAAUCUUGCCCAAACACCUGCCCGUCCAAUCAAACACCACAGCGUCACCCUAAACACCUAACUACCCCCUAAACGCAUCAUUCUUCUUCCCACUACCUCACUUCCCACUACAAACACACUGCCCCCCAAACACCUCCAUACGGCCAACCUUUAACACUUCACUGGGCCUCCAAACAUAUCGUUCCCCGAUUGAAAAUCCCAACAUCCUAACGUUAACGAUCGACCUGGAGACCUCACUGAUUGGUCCCACCCUCCCUGCGCUAUUCAUUGCCAUACCCUAAACACCUCACUGCCCUACUAAACAGUAAACUCUAACCCUAACCACUUCACACCUCUUUCUAAACACUUCACCACCACCCCUGAGAAACACCAUACUCAACCACACUUUUGCUCACUAAACACCUCACUACUACUAAACACAUCCCUGGCUUCCCUAAAAACUUUACCAUCACAUCAAAUACCUGGACACUGCCCUAAAAACCUUGGUUUCCUACUAAACAACUCAAUGUAUCUCCCUAAACACCUCACUGGCCUUCUAAACAGGUAAAUUAUAGAGCCCUAAACACUUGAAUGCCCUUUUAAACAACUAAAUCCCAGUUUUAAACGCUUCACCACCCCAGGAAACACAUUCCCUAACCCCCCCCCCCCCACACACACACACACUCUGCCCCCAAACACCUAGCUUUCCUACUAAAAAACUCAAUGUCUUUCCCUAAACACCUCACUAGCCUUCCAAAUUAGACAAAUUCUAGAGCCCUAAACACUUAACUGCCCUUUUAAACAACUAAAUUCCAGUUUCAAACACUUCACCACCUCAGGAAACACCUUCCUCAACCGCCUCCUCUGCCCCUAAACACCUCACUACUCUACUAAACACAUCCCUUGCAUCCCUAAAUACUUAACCAUCACAUCAAAAAACUUGGACACUGCCCUAAACACCUUGCUUUCCUACUAAACAACUCAAUGUCUCUCCCUAAACUCUUCACAGACCUUUUUAAACAACUAAAUUCCAGUUCUAAGCACUUCACCACCCCAGGAAACACCGUCCUCUGGCCCCUAAACACCUUACUACCCUACUUCACACAUCCUUGGCUUCCCCGUACACCCCACUGCCCUAUCCAAAACCUAUCUGAACACUGCCCUAAACACCUCACUGCCCUGCUAAACAACUCAAUCCCUUACUCAACCCAUCUUACUCCUACUAAACACCUCACCUGUGCCUGGUUGUGUAGCACCACAGCCUCCCUUCCCUCCCCACCUUAUGCCCACUUCUUUAGACCCCGCCCACCUGGCUUCGCGCCAGCCAAUCAGCUGUAAAUGAGGAAAUGGAAGGAAUGUAAAACACGCGUUGCUUCGUCUCAUCUUCCCCCCCCCACCAGGUGGACUUUGUUGUAAAUCCUUACGUAGUAUUCCGUGUGAAACUAACUAGCCUGACUUUGGGCCUCUUACUUUGGGAUUUUUUGCCUGAAAGUUUACAGAACAAAAAAGUCCAACACCCUGGCUUUCUUUUUGCUUUUGGUCUCGUUUCCACUCGGCGGGUGUACACAUGUAAAUAUGGCGAAGCUCACGUGACGUCAAGCCGCCGGACUGACGAGUUUUGCAUGUACAGACGUUGCCAGGAAGUUUGAGUUUGGUCUUUUUUUUUCCCUCUUCUCGAACAUCACUUUGUGCUCGUUCCAGGUAAAACUGUUCGGAAUUGAUCCACAAGCCCAAAAUGGAAGUCAAGUGUUACAUGAUCGUCAUGAGAGCUGAAGGUUACAAUUUGAAUUAUUGAAGCAGGUGCUUCACGUUUAUCAUUAUCGUCCCAAUUGCAUUUUUUCCCCCCCAAAGGAAGCCUUUUAGUGCAUUGUAUUGUAUUUCAUUUGAUUGAGGCAGAAAGUUGCUUUACAGCAGUGGGGGAAAAAAUUCAAGUUACGUACACUGCUAGCCAAAAGUAUUGGCACAUGCAAUUCUGUCCGAUAAUGCUCACUUUCUCCCGGGAAAUGUUGGCAAUUACAAAUGCUCUGCUAGUACCGUAUUGCCCCGAAUAUAAGACUGUGUUUUUUGCAUUGAAAUGAGACUGAAAAAGUGGGAUUCGUGUUAUAUUUGGGUCCUAGACAUUAUACCCAUUCACGACGCUAGAUGGCGCCAGAUAUCAUUGAAGCGAUGUUCUGUCAUGACAGAUCUCAGCUACUCUCAAGUUUAACCAGUUUGCAUUACUUUAUUGCAAUGUUUUUCCUUAUUCAGAUUUGUUUCAAGGUUACAGUUAGACUUCACUUUGAUGAUUAAUGCAGUUAUUGCAAUUUUGUUGUUUUAUCACAUUAGAUUGGUUUAGUUACAUUUCAAAAACCACAAGCCAUUCAUUUACGAAUGUGACUGCACUUUAGUUUACAUAUUUAAAUGUUCAGAUAUUAAGAUUUGAAUGAGGCAAAAUAACAUGAAUAUCAAAUAUAUUUUUGGAAUCAUUUGUUUCGGAUGUACUGUAAUUAUUUUCUGUAUAAAUCCAUCUGGAGGUCAUGAUUUUACGACACUGUGCGGGUAUGUGAUGGUCCUCAUGGGAAACACUACCGCUUUCGUCCACCGGCAUCACUAAAAUCAAUCAAAGUCGAAAAGUUAUCAAGUGUUGCUUUAACACGUUAAAAGGUGAUAACAGACUUUUUUUGGGUUGUUGCUGCAAUACUUAGUGUCAUAUGAUUUUCUUAUUUUUAUUCUAACUUGCCAGAGUCCGCCAUUCACAAAAAAAUAGUUUGCCUACUACCUAAUUGGCCCGAAUAGAAGAUGGCCCUGAUUAUAAGAUGACCCCCUCUUUUUCAAGACUCAAGUUUGAAAAAAGACUUUUUGAACACCAAAUUCAUUUGUAUACAGGAAAUAACUACAUUACAUCCGAAACAAAUGAUUAUAACAAUAUGUUUGAGAGAAAAAGCAUGUUAUUUUGCCUCAUUCAAAUCUUAAUAUCUGAACAUUUAAAUAU
Corythoichthys intestinalis (scribbled pipefish) is the source of this 11925-nucleotide messenger RNA. RefSeq names its product protocadherin-1-like. The transcript has 6 exons. Gene Ontology annotation, molecular function: calcium ion binding. The record is from RefSeq and is a predicted model, not a curated record. The coding region runs from base 5143 to 8793 and encodes 1216 amino acids. Gene Ontology annotation, biological process: homophilic cell-cell adhesion. NCBI's taxonomy places the organism in Eukaryota, Metazoa, Chordata, Actinopteri, Syngnathiformes, Syngnathidae. Gene Ontology annotation, cellular component: plasma membrane.